GCCGCCUGCUGCGCCGCCGGUGCUGCCCCCCUCCCCCCCCCGUCUUGGAGGGGGAGGCCGCUGACGUCAAGGUCUAGCGCGGGCCUGCCUGGCCCGUCAUUAAAGGCUGGGCUGAGCGGGGGGCAUGGCAGGAGCCGCGGCACGGCAAGCUCAAGGAGCAGGCGGUGCCAACGCCAGCCCGGCUGUAGAGGGGAGCAGCCGCCGCAGGAGCGGGGACGCCCCAUCCCGCUGAAGUUAGUGCCUGAGGCAGCCCGGGCUGGGGCUGCCGCGGGGGGGCCGGAUGCCGCCCGGGGAGCUGGAGCAAGGGCGGCGCAGCGGCUCUCCGGCCCAGCGCGGGGCCGCGGGCCGGCGCUCGUGCCGGGUGCCCAAGUGCGCGCGCUGCAGGAACCACGGCGUGGUGUCCGGCCUGAAGGGCCACAAGCGGCUGUGCCGGUGGCGGGACUGCGCGUGCGCCGCCUGCCGCCUGGUGCUGGAGCGGCAGCGCGUGACGGCCGCGCAGGUGGCUCUGCGGCGGCAGCAGCGCGCCGGGCAGGUUAAGAAAGAUGAAGAUGAACAUUCUCUGCUAUCAACCAGUUGCAGAUUAAACUAUCAGCAGUAUCCCAAGAAUACCAACACCUGGACCAAAAGCAUACCGGCAGGGUAUAAACCUCCUUCACAGGAAAGCCAAGUCCUCUUUUCUAACUUGAGUGAGAGAAUGAGAAAACGAAGAACAUUUGCAGAUAAAGAGCUGGAAUGCAUAAUGCUGGAGAGAGAACUUAGGCAGAGAGAACUAAAGGAAUUAGCUGUAGCUCAAAGUCUACAAAGACCAAAUGAAGACUUUUUACCAGGCACAGAAACAAACCCAUUUAGGAUUGGACACAGCCAGCUUUGUGACUCAACAUAUUUUAACCACAAUUUGAUAAAUGUUUGGUUUCCUUUGAUACAUUCAAGCACUAUGCUUUUUCAGACUAGAGAUUUUUUCCUGCCAAAUGUAACUACUUUUACAUCAGGUCAAAUCGAAAGUAACCUUUUACAGAAAUAUACCUUUACUAAGAAUGCAGAGAAAUAUGCACAAGUGUGUAAGGAGCUGGCUCAGGCCAAUAUUUUAUCCAAAGAACUUGGAUCCUUUCAGAGCAAUUUGAGAUUGAAGGCAACAAAAACACAAGCAAGUUUUGAAAAAGGUAAAGAACAUUUUGUGUCCAACCAGAAGCAGGGCAUUGGCUCAGAAGGUUUUAUCUUACAAAAUGAUCCUUCCAUACCAGAAAAACAGCAUGUGAGCCAACAUGUGAAAAAUAAGUGUUCUGUGGCAAAGGAGAACCUCGGACACUUAGCUAGAAUAUCCCAAGAAUGUUGUUCAGAAAUGAAAAUUAAAAAUCAGAGCUUGUCAUUUUCAGUGGAAUCCUUGUUAAAAGUCUAAACAAGUAUUCAGAGCCCAGUUCUACUUUUUUUGAAUUCAAUGACAAAAUCUUACUGACUCAGUGUAUCAACUGUGUGCCUGAUUCUCUAACCCUUUCUCACAUGAGUAGGCCCAUUGACUUGAGUCUGAUCAUCAUGCUCCCAAUGAAGUCAAUGCAAAACAUCCAAUCUUUAGUUGGAGUCCAAAUGGGACUACUAGUGAGAAUAGCAAGGUCAGGCUCAAUGUUGAAGAUACUGUGUUUUUUCUUUACUCACAGUCAGCACUCUGAAUCUAUGUAAUAUUAUUUUAAGAAAAAAGAAAAGGAGUACUUGUGGCACCUUAGAGACUAAAAGUACUCCUUUUCUUUUUGCGAAUACAGACUAACACGGCUGCUACUCUGAAA
Dermochelys coriacea (leatherback sea turtle) is the source of this 1778-nucleotide messenger RNA. RefSeq lists its product as uncharacterized. Gene Ontology annotation, cellular component: nucleus. Lineage: Eukaryota; Metazoa; Chordata; Testudines; Dermochelyidae. Gene Ontology annotation, biological process: regulation of transcription by RNA polymerase II; sex differentiation. Gene Ontology annotation, molecular function: RNA polymerase II cis-regulatory region sequence-specific DNA binding; DNA-binding transcription factor activity, RNA polymerase II-specific. The record is from RefSeq and is a predicted model, not a curated record. The coding region runs from base 281 to 1396 and encodes 371 amino acids. The transcript has 4 exons.